Nicotiana tabacum (common tobacco) is the source of this 639-nucleotide messenger RNA. Lineage: Eukaryota; Viridiplantae; Streptophyta; Magnoliopsida; Solanales; Solanaceae. The record is from RefSeq and is a predicted model, not a curated record.
AUGGAUGAACCUGGUUACCUUACAAAUGAAACUAUGUAUCGGGGUAUCAUUGGAUCUCUCUUAUACCUAACAGCCAGCAGACGUGACAUUCUGUUUAGUACUGGGUUGUGUGCUAGAUUCCAAUCAAAUCCUAAAGAAUCUCACUUGAAAGUUGCUAAAAGAACUCUGAGGUAUCUCAAAAGAACACAGGACCUGGUCCUCUAUUAUCACUCUGGAGAAAAUUUUGACUUAAUUGGGUAUGCUGAUGUUGAUUAUGCUGGUUAUCUGCAAAAAACGGUUGCUCUUGACAACGCUCUAAAGGAGAAUAAGGAGAAAACGAAGAGAAGAAGACUUGCAAAAAGUAGACUAGUUGAUGAGGAGGAUUUGCCUCCGGAAAAUGUUGUGGAGGCCGAGGAUGAAAAGGUACAUGAGGAACCUGCUCCUCUUGUCCGUAAAACAUCUAAGAAGACUGUGUUUGUGAAAGAGAGGAAGGUAUCACCUGCAAAGGUUGCUAAAACUGGUGGCCAAGAGAGUGUUGAGAAAGAGAAGUCCGGUGAGAAGGGAAAGUUUGUUGAGAAGGAGAAUGUGUUGGGAAAAAAAAGUAUUUCAAGACGAAGCCAAGCAGUAGUGAGGAACCUGGUUCCUCCAAGAAGGCCAUAA